Ceutorhynchus assimilis (cabbage seed weevil) is the source of this 822-nucleotide messenger RNA. The record is from the annotation of a GenBank genome assembly. NCBI's taxonomy places the organism in Eukaryota, Metazoa, Arthropoda, Insecta, Coleoptera, Curculionidae.
AUGUUCUUUGAAUUAUACUGGCAAUAUUUUUUGAGUGGACUUUUACUUUGGGUGGUGGUUAAAAUUGCUUUGAGCAUUAAAAAUAGACGAAACCUUGUCGCAACAAAAGAUGUUUAUAUUGAAUACGAUUCAGAAGAAAUUCCUGCACUUCCAUUGGAUCUAAAGCACAUUCCUCUCGAUUUUAGCAAACUCUCGACGGAAGAAUCUCUAAAAAACUCCGAAGAAUUCUACAAAUUGUUGAACCAAAGACGCACAGUCAGGCAUUUUAGCACCCAACCCGUACCCAAAGAGAUAAUUUACAAUUUGAUUAAAACCGCUGGUACUGCACCGAGUGGUGCUCACACUGAACCAUGGACUUACGUUGUCGUAUCAAAUCCGCACAUGAAACAAAAAAUUAGGGAAAUAAUCGAAGAGGAAGAGGAGAUUAAUUAUAAAAAACGCAUGGGAAAAGUGUGGAUUACCGAUUUGAAACCUUUAAAAACUAAUUGGGUUAAGGAGUACUUAACUGAUGCGCCCUUUUUGAUUUUGGUUUUCAAACAAAUCUACAGCUUCAAAGAGGAUGGUACUAAAAAAAUACAUUAUUAUAACGAGCAAAGUGUCGCAAUGGCUUCGGGGAUUUUAUUGGCAGCAAUUCAAAACGCUGGUUUAGUUUCUCUAACAUCGACUCCCCUAAAUUGUGGACCGGCUCUUAGGAGUUUACUGGAGAGGCCGAAUUCUGAAAAACUGACGCUCUUGUUGCCUGUUGGUUAUCCUGCUGACGAUUGUUUGGUUCCCGAUUUACAUAGGAAGUGUCUCGAAGAUAUUAUGAUUUGUUUUCUGUAA